AUGGCUUCGGGAUCCCGCCGAGCAAAACAGGGGACAAGCAUGGGUCACGGAUCCCGGCGAUCCGAUACAUUUUUCCGUCCUCCGCCAGGUCAUCACAGUGAUUAUUUACUAGAGGCAGUUCUCAAUUCAGAUCUCGGGGCAAGGUUGAAAGCCCAAGGUCCACCCCUUCGAGUUUACUCUCCUCCUCCGUUCCCCCUUUCUGGUUUUCCGCCGAAUAAUCCCUUCCCUCGCCGCCGUCGACAGCAGCAUCAGCAGCAUCAGCAUCAGCAUCAGCAUCGGCGGCCCGAUAUUCCCGGCGGCGACCCUUUUUCAUUGUCAAACUACCGUCCACAUCCGGAUCGUCGACAGCAGGAUCGGUGGAUCCCCCCUCCCUACCAAAUUGUUCCAUGGCCAACCUAUGAUUAUUUUCCCCACGUCGCUCAUGGUGGGAAAGUCGUGCAAUCACCAGUCGGUGGCCAUCCCCGAACAGUACAUGAUUUCAGCUAUCCCGAAGACAAUGGGCCAUCAGUUGUAGCUCUCCUUCUUCGAGAAGGGGUUUUGGUGGUGGUUAAUCAUUAUCAAACUGGCCCAGAUUCAGAUUCUCCCCAGCUGCUUUGUUCCCUAAGUCCUCGCAUCAUUGCCUCUAUAUCUGGAGGAGAGCUUCCGGACUGCCAAAAGUUGCUGCAAGAUCUGCAGGCGAUGUGUAAUGACCAUGAACGUGAGAAAGGGGGUGAGAUUUCUCUUAAAGAUGCAUUAUGCUUGAUGACUCGCACACUGGCUUAUCGACCUGAAGUGGGACUAAUUGCAGGGUGGGAUGACACAAAGGACUGUCCUGCCUUGUACCGUGUGGACGGUUUCAAGGGACUCAUGAAAGGGGAAAUAAUAGCCACCGGAACUGGAUUUAGACGAAUCUAUGGUACACUGAACUUGAAUGCCAUGUUCAGCAUGAGUGAUGAGGGUCGUCUUAAGUCUUGGCUGAAGGGUUUUCUGCACAAUGAGCUUAGUCACAAAAACUAUGGCUCUUGGUCUUGUUGGGCUGUUGACGAAGCUACAAAAUUUGCCCUAAGAUGUACAUGCUAUGUUGCAGCUGAUAUUGAGGAAACUGGAGAUUUCAUUAGCGUGUACCACGUUGGACGUCAUGGGUUGGACCACGUCCGUUCUGGCGAGCCAAUAAAAGAGGUUCUGCAGAGCAUUGGGUUAGAUAUGCCAAAGAAGAUUGAGUAUACUAGGGUGCCUCCUCCUGACUACCUUCCUAAGCUCCCCCCGUUGCCUGAUUUUCUUCUGAAGCAGCUCCAAAGACGUCAAAUCUGA
Molecule: messenger RNA, 1290 nt
Organism: Oldenlandia corymbosa var. corymbosa
Lineage: Eukaryota; Viridiplantae; Streptophyta; Magnoliopsida; Gentianales; Rubiaceae
Source: the annotation of a GenBank genome assembly